Messenger RNA from Penaeus vannamei (Pacific white shrimp), 3376 nucleotides. RefSeq lists its product as uncharacterized. Gene Ontology annotation, molecular function: ligand-gated sodium channel activity. Gene Ontology annotation, biological process: sodium ion transmembrane transport. The record is from RefSeq and is a predicted model, not a curated record. Gene Ontology annotation, cellular component: plasma membrane. Lineage: Eukaryota; Metazoa; Arthropoda; Malacostraca; Decapoda; Penaeidae.
UCCUUUGUGCCACGAGUGUCCAUCCAAAAAGCUAUCCGACCACCACUCCAAAAGGGGCUCCUGAUCGAUCGACACAUAUACUAAGGACACCACUUCCGGAAAAUCCAUCAACGUAACCUUUCUCCUUUUCGACGAGAAAAAAAAGCCCAAUUUGUCAUCAAUUUACAUAUAAGCCCGUCGAGUGGAAGCCGAGAAAUGAGACCCUCAUCAGAAAUUCAUGCCGACGGAAGUGUGUGCAGCGAGAGCAGUUUGAAGCGUGAUCGGUACUUUUCGUACGGCCUCCGAAGAGAUGGCGCUAACAGCGUGGCCUCCGGCCUUCCGCUACUGGCCGCUCAUCCACCGCGUCCUGGGCGUGGUAGUGACGUUGGUUGUGGUCUGCUUGCUUCUCUUCCAAGUGAGCUUCAACGUCAGUCUUUUCGCGGCUCAGCCUACCAUUUUCGCGGUGACGAUGGAGCCCAACCCUCAGCUGCGCCUUCCCCCUCUCACCGUGUGCCCCAAAGUUGCCUUCGAACCCACGCGUGUCAAGGACUUGGGUCUUGACAUCCCCGACGAUUAUAUCAACUUGCAGGAGAACCUCUACACUCUCCAAGGGAUCUCUGGAAAUAUGUCGGUUAAACGGCUGUGGAGUGAAGCCUCUUGGUAUAUCGGUCAGCUGAUCCGGUACGUUAAAUUUAAUAAUAAUAAUAUCAUAAUUUACAGCGAUUUGGACACAAGAUCUUCGUUAUGGAGAUAUUCUCUCUCUCCCUUCGGCCGUUGCCUCACGCUUCUCCCACCUAUAGGUGAAACGUACAUUGAAGUUGUCGCAAACAUAAUACCGUAUUCAAAACCAUGUCAGUGGGUCGAUGAGAACGGCGUAAAGUAUCACUAUUUCCCAUAUCAAUCGUCUUGUGACUUAGUUGUCGAGAAAUGCAACUCGUCCUGCAGUUUAGAAGACUACAUUUAUUACUCCGCUGGUACUCUUGACUACGCGUACAUAUAUUUUCAUGGAACUUCGGUUAUUCCCAUUCAAGAUGACCCAGACGAAGAUAUGAAACUAUCGUCACAGUUGUUUGAUGGACAUUAUGUUUUGAAGAAGCUCUUCAGAUCACCAACACUUAACUCUAUAGCAUUGCUGAUAGACUCAUCGCUUGUUAAAGGUCCUUGCAUUUCGGACAAGACAUAUAGCUAUGGAAACUGCUAUCGCCAGUUUUUAACGAAAAAGAUGCUAGAAAAGCAUUCUUGUCGUCCAGUCAUGUUCCCACUUAUCAGCGAUGUUGUACAAGAUUACUGUUACUCGCCAGAGCUGAUGACUAAGUUGUUUAUAGUAGAGUCAGAGCUCAUCACAACUUGCAAACGGAAAUGCAAGGAAACAAAAUGGCGUCACGUUUUUAGCGAAUCUUACGACGGAGAUUACACCAUCACAUUACAAGCAGCUUCAACAGAAAUACGUCGGGAACUUGAAAUUAACACCUACCCUGUCUCACAGCUCGCUUCAGACACAGGGGGCAGUUUGGGGCUGUUCCUCGGGGUCUCUCUGCUUCACUUCUGGGACGGGGUGGUCUACCUCCUGCGUGCUGGAAACACCCGCUAUUCCAUAAUCGCCGAACACACGCUGCAGCAUGCAUGUCAUCUCCUUCUAUACAGCGGAAUAACAAUAAUGUCCAUGGCAACAGUUGUCCACAGCAUGGUAGUAAUGAAUACAUUUAUCUCUCAAAGUCAAAUAACAUCAGUCAGUUUGCGUAUGGGAUACAAUAAAAGCGAUCAUAUAGAUGCAUACAUAGCACGUCGUCUAUCAAGUCGUGUUUUUGACUGUCGUCCUUAUGAAUCAGAUGUGUUAUCUUGCCAAGUCAAUUGUAUGCUGGAAGAUGCAGUUAACGACUUAUCGAGCUUGGCUCUCUUCAUUAACGUCGACGAACUCCCACCGUGUGAAGGGAAGACGUUCUCUGUGCCGGCCUAUGAUCAUAUUGUAUCCCCGGCAAUGCUCACAGUUGCAACACAUGCCACCAGGAAAAAGACGUGCCAAGAGAAGUGUCACAUAGAUCAAGAAACAGAGAACGCAACUAUAUCGUAUUCGAGGCACAUGGAGGUUAACACAAACUACUACACAUUUGAUAUUUUGAGUUUAUUGUGCUCCCUUGGAGGCAUUGUCGGCCUCUACCUGGGAUACUCAGUCGCAGAUGCUGCAGAUGUCUGUAAGCAUAUGUUAUCUAGCAGGUUUGUCCAGGCACUGAAAGGUUGCAUUUUCAUGUUUGGUCUGACACUCGGUCUGUGGCAGGCCUACAAUUUCCUCUUGCACCACCAGAUGACCACCUCAUUCUCAAAGGCUCAGCAGACCACCGAUCGCAGCGCCUUUGUUUUGACCGUCUGCCGCUGGCCACCCUAUGACUUCACCCGCAUUGUCGACCUUCUUGGCUACGAUAUGACUAAGUCGCAGAUCCUCAGGCUGCCUAGUGAAGAGAGGUUGCCUGAAGUUAUGAAGAUCAUUAAUUUGUCGGUGGGAAAUUUAUCAAUACCAUUAGAUGAACUUUGGGAAAAAUCUGCAUGGAGCAUUGCUGAUACUAUCAGUGUGUUUAUGAACAAAAUUGAAAAUGGAAGCCAGUUUGGACAUUUCUGUGAUUGGGGUUCAGGUUGCGCAGAAGUCUGGAAACCUGUCGUUACUCUAAUGAAUCGAUGCUACUCGAUGAAUUUAUCCCAUGAAGAUUCUGCUCUACAAGAAGUCAUCCUCCUGUUUCCGUCAGCUCAAGAAAACGGGCGCAUAUUUGGGUUCAAGCCGCAGUUUUAUUUCUCGGUACAUAGCUAUGAUGAACAUCCCUUACUGUCUAAUAUGAUCUUUAGGCGGCCGGCCCAGAGAGCAACGUCCGACCUGCACUCCGUUCGGUAUCAGAGCCUAAGUGAGGCGGAAACGGCCUCGCAAGACGGAGCUGCUAGUUACGGCACUUGCGUCCACGAGUGCAUCGGCCACAGCACUGUAGAAGCUUUCGGAUGCCGCUUGCCCUUCGUCCCAGAGCGAGAGGACGCGGACCUUUGCAAUCAGAGCCAAUAUGCGGGCAUCCCGGCUUACUUUAAAGGCCUCGACGGCAUCGGCGCACAGCUGGCCGAUCUCGAGUCCAGUGAAAACACCCCGGAAGUUGUCACUCGCAUCACCAAAAGUUGCUAUGCCAAAUGCCGCCAUUUCCGUAAGACGUUCAGCACCGUGUCCAUGUUCCGGGAGACCGAUUUCUAUCCGACCAUAACUCUGCGAAUACGAAGUGAGAACCAGGUCACCGUCACCGAAGAGGACAGCCACAGUUUGGCGCGCCUGCUCAGUGACCUCGGGGGCGUGGCGAGCUCAACCGUUGGCUUCUCUCUCCUUUACUUAGUGAAAAAUCUCCUAGAUAGGAUUAUUGGUACUGCAUAG